GCUUCUACAGGGGCUCCUUCAUGCAGGUGCAGUUCUCCAAGGAGAAGUACCUGCUGGAGUCGCCUCCGGAGAAACUCAGGAAGGAGCUGGAGGAGGAGCUCAAACUCAGUAGCAGUGACAUGAGGAGCCACGGCUGGUACCAUGGCCAUAUUCCACGAGAGGCCUCAGAAACUUUGGUUCUGCGUAGCGGUGACUUCCUCGUACGGGACUCCCUGUCAAGCGUGGGCGACUAUGUCCUCACGUGUCGCUGGCAGCAGGACGUGAUCCACUGUUGGAUCAGUAAAGUCCUGGUCAAAAGCGGGCAAACCAAAAUCCAGUACAUGCUGGAGCAUGAGAGCUUCGACUCUGUCCCCAUGCUGGUCAGGCACCAUGCUGGCACGGGUCGACCCGUGUGCCCACGCACUGGAGCCCAGCUGCUGUGUCCGGUCAACCGAAUGCUGCCGCUGAGGUACCUGGAGGCGACAUUUGCUUUGGCUGGUGGGAGACCAGGAUCUGCACAUUCACCAUCGACCCAGAGGGGGGCGCACAUCAAGAGACGAAGCGUUACCAUGACGGAUGGACUGACCACAGAGAAGAUCAUUCCUCACAGCAGUGCAGCCCAGCCUACAGAGCCAGAUGAGUCUCAGACAGUCGAGCCAGAGGUGAAACCAGCGGAGGGCAGCAGCUGCCCCUCUACAGUGCACCAUAAGGAUGCCAUGAGGAACUGCGCCAUGAGCAUGGAUCAAAUCCAAGAGUACCGCUGCCCGCUAUCCCCUGCCUACAGCUCCAUCUCCCGCCACAGACAUGGCUCAGGUGGGCGUGUCCUCGCCGUGAUCCCGCCUUCUCCAGUGAUGCGGCGCUCCAGCGAUCCACAUCUCUCGCCAUCCUCCUCCAAUAACAACCUUCCCUGCUCAGACAUGCCCCCCAGCACCCACUGCACGCCUGCCCACGGUUACCCGUCUGAGAGUUCAGAGCAGGGCGGCAGCUACUGUGAGCUGAGACCCGGUCAAGCCCCCAUUCCUCCCUGCAAGAGCUACGUUGAGAGGCUGAGGGUGGAGGAUGGCCAAAAUCCGGACUCUGGAGCCCCAGAUGGGGUGGAGGGCUUCAUGCUCCCCCUGAUGGAGACCAGCUCCUCCUUCAAGCCUGGGAAAUACCAGUCGACACUUCUGCCAGCCGAGAAUAAACCUCUGGAGAUGAGUGUUUUGAAGAGGGUUAAGGAGCUUCUGGCAGAGGUGGAUCCCAAAACAGCCGCCAAGCACAUCACCAAGGCAGACUGCACGGUUGCUAGGAUACUGGGCGUUACCAAGGAGAUGCAGAGGAUGAUGGGAGUGAGCUCGGGGCUGGAGCAGCUGACUCUUCCGCAUGGACACCAGCUGAGGCUGGAUCUGCUGGAGAGGUUUUACACCAUGUCUAUAAUGAUGGCGGUGGAUUUGUUGGGUUGUACGGGCAGCACAGAGGAGAGAGCCGCCCUCCUGCAUAAAACCAUCCAGCUGGCUGCUGAACUCAAGAGCAAUAUGGGCAAUAUGUACGGAUUUGCUGCAGUCAUGAGAGCGCUGGAGCUGCCGCAGAUCUCACGGCUGGAGCAGACAUGGAUAACACUGCGACAGAGACACACAGAAGGCGCCAUCCUCUAUGAGAAGAAACUCAAGCCAUUCCUGAAGGCCAUGACUGAUGGGAAAGAGAGCUGUGUCCUUUCGAACACCUCUUUCCCUCACGUGGUGCCGGUGUUGUCGCUGCUGGAGCGCGGUGUGGCGGCAGGCGAGGCGCUGGAGUCCUGGGAGAGUGUGGAGUCUGGAGUGGAUGUGGUCAUGAGUCACCUGGAAGCAGCUCGAACCAUCGCUCACCACGGAGGACUGUAUCGCACCAACACUGAGAGCAAGCUUCAGGAUUUCCAGGAGCGGAAGGAGGUGCUGGAAAUCUUCUGUACAGAGUUUCAGAUGAGGCUUUUAUGGGGCAGCCGUGGCUCUGAAGGAAGCCAGGCCGAGCGCUAUGAGAAGUUUGACAAAGUCCUCACCGCUUUGUCCCACAAGCUAGAACCUCCUGUACGACACAGUGAAUUAUAGCACCCCCGCACCCACAAAUGGUAUGAUCCCUGACCUUCCUGUCACUCCUACUCCUGGACCGCACCAUGCUUUUUGGGGGGGAGCCGGAGAAUAUGACAAUGAGGGACUCGCUCUGCAAAACAAGGCACAAAAGGGAACAGGCUUUAUGCGAGCAUGAUAGCGCCUCCUAAAGAACACAGUCGUGAACUGCAGCAAUGGAAUGAAAUACAAAUCUAAAGCCAAAAUCUCUUCUUCAGUGGUGAUCAAGGGCACUUCCUUUUCAAAAAGAGAGAAUGUGAUGAAGUGCACAUUGACUUUAACCCAAAUGGGUCUGAAUCCUGUUUUAUGUGAAUCCAUGAUUUAGUUUCCAUCAGCUUUUAUGUCGAUAAAAAGCAAAGAUGUCUUGCAGAAGUGACGUGUCUCUGUACCGGAGAUGAGACUGCAUUGACUUAACAUAGUCAUGAUUUAUUGCUGGAAUAGACUGAACACACACUCACUUUUCAAAUGUCUGAAUGUAAGUUGCCAAAUCAUGAAUUCAAACAGAUGUCUACUGGAUAAAGAGUCUUAUUUUUAGGCUCAUUUUUUGGGUUCACUUCUGUGUUUUUUCGCUGUUGUCAUGGCUUUAUCGAUAGAAAUGGAGUCGACAGUUACUGUGAGGACUUGGGCCUUCAUUUUUAAUGA
Molecule: messenger RNA, 2702 nt
Organism: Sinocyclocheilus rhinocerous
Lineage: Eukaryota; Metazoa; Chordata; Actinopteri; Cypriniformes; Cyprinidae
Gene: sh2d3ca
Product: SH2 domain containing 3Ca
Exons: 11
Coding region: 21-2042 (673 amino acids)
Biological process (GO): small GTPase-mediated signal transduction; positive regulation of peptidyl-serine phosphorylation
Molecular function (GO): phosphotyrosine residue binding; guanyl-nucleotide exchange factor activity
Source: RefSeq, a predicted model, not a curated record